GAAUUCUUCUAUGGCAUCCCUGUAAAAAAACAACAACUUUUGGAACUUUAUUUUAUUUAAGAUUUCACAACAGAACAGACUUCUGACCCACCAUUUGAGCGUUACUGGUCUAUGGUCUGUCCUCAUACAGAUAGCUGGCUAAAUUUGUGCGUUUCUGUGACUGGAUGUGUGUGUUGACAACUUUUCAGUCAGCUGUUUAAACUUCUUCAAUCUUCAAUCUUCAUUUCUCUCCCUCGCUCAGUCUUUCUCUGUCCCUCUCACUAACAAAAGCAAAACUAAGAGUUCCCUUACUCAUUUAUUACGCACUUCUUUGUUUUCUUAUUGUCCCGUCGCCUCCGCAUCAGUUUCUACAGCCGCGCACAUUCUUUUCUCCUCCUUCCGGAGCACUUACGCCAAUUUCUGGCUUGACAUAAUCUGAAAUGGUGCUUAAGUGAAUUUAUGUUGUGCUCAGUGCAUUAACUUCUGCCGUUUUUGCCUUUAUGUUACGGAGAGCUUUUGUGCAAGCGCACGGAGGAAACGAGAAUUUGAAACCCAGACCACGGACUAGACAGCCUAUCAGUAUUCAGCAGAGAAAGUGAGUGAUGGAGAGAGAGAAACGGAGGAAAGAAAAGAGGAGGGGGUGAUGUAUCAAUAUUCUGAGUAGUGUGUGUGAGGGCAAGAAGAACGAACCGGGAAGGGGUGGGGGAGAGGGGCGCGGGUGCGCGAAACAGUUCGAGCAGGUUUAUUCGCUUAGUGUUUGUUAGUGCGAGCCCGUUGGGGCGAGAUGAUAUCGGUAGAGCAGUUACCUUGAGGACGGGAACUCAAGUGUGUGUUUGUCUGAGAGAAGUGGCGUUCAAGUCGAAUGUGACGGAAUCUUAGCCGAGCGCUAGCCAUAACUCCACUCUCCCUCUCUCUCUUUUUACUCUGUGUGCUAAUCAGCAUUUGAAAGGCAGCUUUGACAGUGAGAAAGAAAAGUGAGGGCAGUGGGGAGGAGGGAGUGUAAACGAGAAAGGAACGAGAGAGAGAGAGAAGUAGGGGCCGUACAAGCAUUUCUUUUAUAUUUACCAGCGAUUGAGGAGAGAGAGAGAGAGGGGGAGCGAUAGAAGAGACGACCGGUGCGUGCAGCUUUCCCAAGAGGAAAUGAAAAGAAAAGAAGCUCAACGAGGAAAGAGAGAGAGCCAAAGCGGGGAGCACGCCAGAGAAGGAAACAGACCCGCAUCCUCUAACUCCAGUCAUAUCUGAGACGAUCCCGGUCGGAAAGUGAGGGAGGAGAGAGAGAGCGCAAACACACACACACACACAAACACGCUCUUGCGGCAGCAGACCGCUUGUGUUCGCCUGCUCUUUUGUGCCAGCAGCUGGGAUUGUUCUUGGCCCCGUGUGACCCCCUUGUCACCCCCCGAGUGAGUGUUUGUAUGUGUGUGUGGGAGUGCGAGGGGUCCCGGAACGUGGACUGAGCGAGCGGAGGGGAGGGUCACGGUUCGGACGGGUCCGAGACAACUCAAGAAGAAGAAGAAGAGGAGGAGGAGGGAUACAUCUGCCCUCGAAACAGCUGCUCAGAGGUGGACAUGCACAUCAGCUCUUCUGUUGGGGGUCUCGGACUGACAUAGCCUCGGCCAAUCAUAGCCUGAGUUAGAGGUGGCGGCCCAUAGGGGGCGUGAUGGCGGCCAUGCCGUUCGUCAGCGAGGGGAAGUGUGUGAGUGUGGAGUGGGAUUUCUUACAGGGACUACUCGCCAAACCACCCACCUUACCCUGCUUGCAGAAUUUGAGGAAGGAGAAGUCUCGCAAUGCAGCUCGUUCUCGGCGGGGUAAAGAGAACUUCGAGUUCUUUGAGCUGGCGAAGAUGCUUCCUCUCCCCGGGGCGAUUACCAGCCAGCUGGACAAGGCCUCCAUCAUCCGCCUCACCAUCAGUUACCUGCACAUGAGACACUUUGCCAGCCAGGGAGACCCACCCUGGAGCCCUCUAAUGGAGGGAGAGAACAACUGCAACAAGGUACGAAGAACAAGUCAUUCGUUGGUCACUGACUUAUUUGAACAGCACAUGGGAGCUCAUCUACUACAGUCUCUGGAUGGAUUUGUGUUCGUGGUCAGUCAAGAAGGCAGAUUUCUGUAUAUCUCAGAGACUGUGUCCAUCUACCUUGGCCUUUCACAGGUGGAGUUGACUGGCAGUAGCGUGUUCGAUUACAUCCACCCUGCGGAUCAUGUCGAGAUGGCAGAGCGUCUUGGCAUUAGGCCACACCUCCGAGCCGAGGCAGGCUGUCAGACGUCCCAUGAGAGUGCUUCAAGCUCCGCCUCCGCUUCCUCACUGGCUGGCACUCCAGAACCAGCUCCAUCCAGCCCCUGUUCUCCAGUUAGAGAGUUUUCAGAACGUGGCUUCUUCAUCCGGAUGAAAUCCACCCUCACCAAGCGUGGCCUCCAUGUUAAAUCCUCAGGCUAUAAAGUGAUUCAUGUGACAGGUCGGAUUCGGUGUCGGCCAGCCCUGGUGCCAGGCUCCGCCCGCCCCUUGCAUCGGCCAAUGGGAUUGGUUGCCCUGGCGCACACGCUUCCGCCCUCCACGCUGAAUGAGGUGCGCAUGGAAAGCAACAUGUUUGUCUUCCGCGUCAACAUGGACCUGCAGAUCAGCUACUGCGAGAACAGGAUUUCAGAGUAUAUGGACCUGAGCCCAGCUGAGGUGGUUGGCCAAACCUGCUACAACUUUAUCCAUGCGGAAGACCUGGACACCAUCAGACUGAGCCAUGAAGACUUGCUGCGGAAAGGGCAGGUUGUGACGGGGUAUUAUCGGUGGCUGCAGAAGAGAGGAGGGUAUCUGUGGAUUCAGUCCUGUGCCACCGUGUCCAUUAACCACAAAGCGCCCCAUGAGCGUAACGUCAUCUGGGUCAACUAUGUUCUCAGUCGAACAGAGCUGGCAGACAUGCCUCUGGACUUAUCACAACUCCCAGAAAGCCUGAGGGCAGAACGGCUUCAAGCGAGCUCCUCCCCACGUGACACCUCUCCAAAGGCACAAGGCUCCACGGCGACACAGCCAUUGAAAGGCAGGGCCGAGACAGACCACAAAGGGAAGGAACCCUUUUCGCACACUGCUGCCAGCCAAUCGGAGAACACCAGGAAGAGAUCGCACCAGUCUGACCCUGAAAGUGGUCCACCCGAGGUAAGGAGGCGGAUUGAAGUGUUUCGUCAGAGAGAAGACAGCCCGUGUACCUCCUCGGACCAAGCCAGCGACAGCGAGGUGGAAGAGGACGAUGAGAGAGUGAGCGAGUGGGACCACAACCCCUCCAGCAAACGGGUGAAGAGCGAAGACAACAAACAAGGCAAUGGGGCCAACGGAGCAGGAAAGAUCCACAACGGCCGCGCUGUGAUCCAGCAUCUUAAGAGCGUGGUGACCAGUUCUGGGUCCAAUAUUAAGACUGAACAAGAAGUGAUAGGAACAACUCUUGGUGCAGGUUCUGGGAGGCGCUGGAGCCAACCUCAGCACAGUGGUGUAGGAACCAAUGGCAGCAGUCCACCUUCCCAACCUCCAACAGAAGCUCCACCCAAGGGUCUGUUCAACCCCCCGUCCCCGACUCUGUCUCCACCCAUCUUAGCCUCGUCCCUGCCGAGAGAUGAACGGUCCAUCCACGGGGGGCGCGCUCCAGACUUCGAGCUCCUGCAGAGACUGACUGCGAGUGGGGCUGCGGGACGUGUGCUCUUUCACCCCCUGGCUCUUGGCCCACAGGGGCCUCAGAGUCUCUACGCUCCCAGCACCAUCCGCUACGCCCCACCUGAGAUGCCCACAGCUCACGCUGACGGGCACCACUCGGACCACGUGGUCAAAACUCCCGCUUUCUUUCCACACCUGCAGAGGAUCGCGUCUCUGCCUCCUUUUAGCGGCUUUUCUCCAGCCGAACCCACCUUUCCUCCAUCUCUGCCCUUCUGUAUGAACGGACUGAGGGGGGCGGCAGGGACAGAUGAGGAUUGAGGGAGAAAGACAUAUGUAAAGGAGAGGCGGAAGAGAUUGUAAAGGACGGCACAACAUUGAGAGAGGAACUACAGAAGAACUUGAGGUUGGUCAACAGUCUUCCCAGUAUCCUCUCCGGACUUUCCUGUUACUUUGUUAGUGUGUCUUCCUCUCUCUGGACAAGCAGUCAAAGCCAUACCGAACAUAUGAAGGACAUCAUGCAACUUCAUCAUCGUUGACGCCCGAACCAUUGGGAAUAUACAGGACCGUCAUUGGGUAGGAGGCUCUUUGAUUAGAAACGCGCGUUGCUUGUACUACUAACCUUUUUGGCCCCCAGGACAUGGGCCCACCUAUAUAUAUAUUUUCCAAGUCCCAAUGAAUUUAAGAAACCACACAGGAAUAUGCAAGUAUGGACUAGAGUAGCAUGGCGGAAAUUCCCAAAUAAGACAUUCCUAAGGAAAUACAUAAGAAAGCACAGUGCACAGGUCCUUGACUGACAGAGGGAUCGCAGUGAAAAUAAAGAUUAGAAAUUUUGAACAGUGUAGAAUUUUCAUUUUUGUAAAAAAAGAAAAGAAAAGAAUUGUCUUUAAACAUCUAAAAAGAAAAUGAUACAUUCAAGGUCAUAGCCAUAUGUAGACAACACCGAGUUGAAAGACUUCAUACGUGCAAAGGCCCCAAAAGAUGUUUUUUUUUUUCUUUUCCCACAAGUCAUGAGCAAAUAUCAUGGCCUAAUCUUCCUAUAAGAAAUUUGGGGGCUUUUGGGGGGGUUGUGGGCGGGGUGGUGUGGUUAAGUGUGUCUGUUUGUCAUGUAUCAUGUCCAAGCACUUAUAGUAUAUUGUUGCAUACAUGUAGCACUUCAUCCAUGGCCAGACAUUCUAAUUCUAAAACCACAGGUAUUACGUUUACAGCUUUUGUGGCAGAAAUGUGAAAAUUUUGGCAAAAUGUGAAGAUUCUGGGAACCGAAGUGUGUAGAACAUUGCCUGUUAUAUAAAGGUGUAAUGUUUUAUUUAAAAAAAAAUAAAAUGCUAAUUGGAAGAAUAUCACAAACCUUAUUAAACCCAAGUCACAUUUCACUCAAAAAAAAAAAAAGAAAUUAUAUUUUGCUUGACAUGAUUUUGUGACAUUAUUUUCAUAUGAAUUAAGCAUAUUCUCUCCAAAUUCUCAUUACUGUAGGGCAAUAAAAAGUAUGUUCUUUUGACUGUAAUACAGUAAAAAUUAGUAUUACAGUGAUGAUAAUCUAAUGAAAAUCACCAAUGAGAAUAAUGGAAAUUACAAAAAAAAAAAAAAAAUAUAUAUAUAUAUAUAUAUAUAUAUAUAUAGCAUUGCACGUUGAAAAUUUGGCAAAAUUUUAAUUUCCUCUGGUCAUUUUGACCCCAAACUCAUUUAAAAAAUGUUUUUACAAUUGAGUGUUCAUUGGAGGGAUAGACAUGUUGUUUGUGAGUUGAGAGUUUGUGGUUGUAACAAAAAAAAAAAAAAAGAGUAAUAAAUCCUUCCCUCGCAGGUCAAUUCGAACCCCUUAGGAAUGAAUGGAAUGCGAGGAAUGCUCAAGUAUACAUAGAAAAACCUAAAAAAUGCUCAAAAUUAAAACUACAAAUGCUAAAACUUUUCCAAAAAUGAUGUAAUAAUGUCUACAUUUGAAAGCAUGUUGAAGGGAUACCCUCAAGCACUGACUUUAGGACCCAGCGGAAUAGCUCAUUUGCUCCAUAUAGUGAUAUGGUGAAAUAUCAUGUUAUAUAUAUAUAUUUUUUUUUUUUUUUUUUUUGGUCAGCAAAGACACCAAAAUUGACCAAAUGUGAGAUAUUUUGAGCUGAUCUGAGUUGAAAAGAAUGCGAAGAAUGUACUUAAAUUUUUUAUUUAUUGAUAAAAACCUAAUUUAAAGGUACACAAAAUAAAAAAAUCUCCCAAAAACAAUUAUUUAAAAAAUAAAAUAUAUUUAAAAAAAAAGUAUCAUUUUAGCACUUCGGGUCAUUUUGACCCGUGGGGGAAGGAUUUGUUACAGAAUGCGCGGAUAGGAUAAUACCGCAAGGAACGUGUUCCUAAAAAUAGGCUUUGUAAUAAAACCUAAUGAAAUAUGCUAAUUUUCUUUUUGCAAAAUAUAAUUUAAUUUUUUUGUCUUUUGAGUUUGGGAUUAAAUGUGACCUGGACAUUGUAGGAUUUUCCCGUCUAUGUAAAGCUGAGGCACAGGAGCUCUGUUCCUUAAUCUAGUAGCAUAGCAAUGCAUCUUACAGCAUGUUUCCAUAGACAGUAAAACUAAGAAACCUUAUUUUGAACAGAUUCUAAGAUAGCAUCUCAUUUCAUUUUCAAUAUUUGUGCAUACAGUAUAUACUGUAUGUACCCAUUAAAGUACUGUUAGCAACAUGCUCACUAGAUUAUGGAACAGAGUCAGGGUGCCAAACACCAAGGUCUAUGUAAUUCACAGGCAUAAUUAUUAAAAUAUCCUAAUUUGUCAAAAAAAAAA
Molecule: messenger RNA, 6371 nt
Organism: Pimephales promelas (fathead minnow)
Lineage: Eukaryota; Metazoa; Chordata; Actinopteri; Cypriniformes; Leuciscidae
Gene: npas1
Product: neuronal PAS domain protein 1
Biological process (GO): regulation of transcription by RNA polymerase II
Molecular function (GO): RNA polymerase II transcription regulatory region sequence-specific DNA binding; DNA-binding transcription factor activity, RNA polymerase II-specific; protein dimerization activity
Source: RefSeq, a predicted model, not a curated record